Molecule: messenger RNA, 1323 nt
Organism: Myotis myotis
Lineage: Eukaryota; Metazoa; Chordata; Mammalia; Chiroptera; Vespertilionidae
Gene: NMUR1
Product: neuromedin U receptor 1
Exons: 3
Coding region: 1-1323 (440 amino acids)
Biological process (GO): G protein-coupled receptor signaling pathway
Cellular component (GO): plasma membrane
Molecular function (GO): neuromedin U receptor activity
Source: RefSeq, a predicted model, not a curated record
AUGCAGGUUCCUUUCUGCCUCAAUUGUUCCAUCUUCCCUGGAGACAUGUCCCUCAGGGGUGCAAGGAGCCCGGUGCCCUGCAAUGGCAGUAGGGAGUGGGGGCACUUUGAACCUGAGGAUUUUGACCUUGAGGAUUUGAACCUGACUGAUGAGGAGCUGAGACUCAAGUAUCUGGGGCUCCAGAAGACGGAGCUGUUCCUACCCAUUUGUGUCACAUACCUGUUGAUCUUUGUGGUGGGCACUGUGGGCAACGGGCUAACCUGCCUGGUCAUCCUUCGCUACAAGGCCAUGCACACGCCCACCAACUACUACCUCUUCAGCCUCGCAGUAUCGGACCUGCUGGUGCUGCUCCUAGGCAUGCCCCUGGAGCUCUAUGAGAAGUGGCGUAACUACCCCUUCCUCCUGGGUGCUGGUGGCUGCUACUUCCGCACGCUGCUCUUUGAGACCGUCUGCCUGGCCUCUGUGCUCAAUGUCACCGCCCUGAGUGUGGAGCGCUACGUGGCCGUGGUGCACCCACUGCAGGCCAGGUCUGUGAUGACCCCAGCCCAUGUUCGCCGGGUGCUUGGGGCUAUCUGGAGCCUUGCCUUACUCUGCUCUCUGCCCAACACCAGCCUUCAUGGCAUCGAGCUGCUGGAUGUGCCCUGCCGGGGUAUAGUGCCUGACUCGGCCGAGUGCAAGGUGGUCCGCUCAAAGGCCUUCUACAACCUACUCAUGCAGGCCACAGCAUUGCUCUUCUUCUGCCUGCCCAUGGCCAUCAUCAGCGUGCUCUACCUGCUCAUUGGGCUGCGGCUGCGGAGUGAGAGGCUGCUGCUGCUCAGGCAGGGGCCCAAGAGCAGGGUCCAGCAACCACAGGAUAGGAGUCGGACACAGGUGACCAAGAUGCUGUUUGUGCUGGUCCUGGUGUUUGGCAUCUGCUGGGCCCCGUUCCAUAUCGAACGUCUCAUGUGGAGCUUCGUGUCCCCCUCAACCGAGUACCUGCUCGUGGCCUACCAGUACGUACACAUCAUCUCUGGCGUCUUCUUCUAUCUCGGCUCUGUUGCCAACCCCGUGCUCUACAGCCUCAUGUCCACCCGCUUCCAGGACACCUUCCGGGAAGCCCUGUGCUUGGGAACCCGGUGCCGUGGCCACAGACGACGUCACAGCUCCCACAGUCUCAGCAGGGUGACCACGGGCAGCACCCUGUGUGACAUGGGCUCCCUGGGGAGCAGGGCCCACCCUCUGGCUGAGAACUAUGGCCCAGAGGGACAGCAAGAGACUGACCCCUCCCUCCAUAGAGGAGACUCACAGCAGCUCCACCUGGAGGCACCAGAGGGCCACUUGUAG